Papilio xuthus (Asian swallowtail) is the source of this 797-nucleotide messenger RNA. RefSeq lists its product as uncharacterized. The record is from RefSeq and is a predicted model, not a curated record. Bases 122 to 769 code for a protein of 215 amino acids. Lineage: Eukaryota; Metazoa; Arthropoda; Insecta; Lepidoptera; Papilionidae. The transcript has 7 exons.
AAAUAAAGAUAACAAUAAUUGAAUGAACAUAGAAUUGUCGUUAUCGUAAAAAUUAAUUAUUAAUUUGACAUAAAACACAACUUAUAUUAACUUGCAUUGAGGAAUAACGAACGUUAACAUUAUGAAAUACAUUCUCGCUUUAUUUAUAUAUUUUGUUGUUUUACAGAAUCGAGUGUUAUCAUCGGGAUACGAAGAUAUACAAAGAUAUGAAGAUGCACCGCAACGUUUUAAUAGUAACGCAGAAAGUUUUGAAGCAAUAAAGGAACAAAAUGAUCAGUACUUGAUUGAGAGCAUGGCUGGAGAUCCAACAGAUUUGAUGGGUUCUAAUGUUCAUUUCCGACAAUCGGGAACUUAUGACGACUUCGGUAGACGUUUGUUAUUCUUUAGUGAUGAUGGAAAUAGAAAAAAAUCAAUUUCGGAAAAUGACAGCUUAACACCCAUGAAGGCACCUCCAGAAUUAGUGAUGGCGUUGGCGAAAUUGUCCGCAACACGUCAAGCAAAUACUGUAGUAGAUCCUAUGGAAGAAUUGGCCAAAAGAUCAAUCGUAAGGACUGGGGAGUAUUGGGACGGCGUUUGGAAGGAAGACGUUGAAACACCUACUAAUAACGUAUUAAGAUCUAUAGAUAAGUCCAAAAUUAAACCAGUUCCUGGCAUUGGCAUAGUUAAAGCGAAAGUGGCUCCUGGAUCCAAAUUAUACCGAUUGAUAUCCGUGCUGCAACAAUUUUCACCGCGACUACUCUACGUAGUCAAUAAGGAACAAGGGAAAUGAUUUUAACAAUUAUAAUAUCGGUGAAUAA